Messenger RNA from Caenorhabditis angaria, 859 nucleotides. The record is from the annotation of a GenBank genome assembly. NCBI's taxonomy places the organism in Eukaryota, Metazoa, Nematoda, Chromadorea, Rhabditida, Rhabditidae.
AUGCGAUUUGGACUUGUUGCGAUUGUAUUGCUUAGCAUUUGCUGUGCAAAAAUAUUGGCUGCAAAUCCUGUGUGUAAAGGACCAUCGAAGAUUGGUAACAUUCCGGAUUUACCAAGAAUUAUUCUGUUCAUGGUAGGAUUCAAGGAUCCAGCAAACAACGAGGUAAGCAUACAUCUUUGAAAUAGGUAAUAAUAAUUGUUUUUAUUUGCAGAAGAUGAAAACUUUUAAAGCUAUCGAAUAUAUGUUGUGUUCUAUUCCCAGUGAUUCAGAAUUGACCGUAAUAUUUUCCUAUUAUCCAACAGACGGUGCCGAAGGUGUUUCUGGAGAAUACGGUGUGAAUUCUCGUCUCUUCAUGAAAGGUAAUUUUGAUUAUUUCAGUAAAGUUUCAUAAUUUAGAUUUUCAGAUAAAACUCAUCCACUUGAUUGUGAGCAUCUUAAAAACAAUUUGAAGAGCGUCAAGGAUUUAGGUCGAAAGAGAUUCGAUUUCAUUUUUAACAUUGAAGAUAAUACUGAAUGCGAUCUCCAUCAACUAUUUUUAGAUAGAAAACUGGACAAAAGCAUAUUCAGAUUUCAUGGAAUUCGAAUUAAUGGAGCUGGUAAACAAGGUGAUUUCAAUUCUUUCAUCGCUAGAGUCGGCGAUGAAAACAAAUAUGAUGAGGAUUUGGCAAAAAAAGCUGACCGUUUCAUCAAACAUGUUAUUGAUGGAACAAAACCAAGCGAUGAGGAGUUAGCUGAACAAUUGAAGGAGUUAAAACCUCAACAAACCAACAACAACAACUCAACAACUCAAAAACUCAACAUCACACAAUUCAGUGCCAUUUUUGCAAUUGCCUUUUUUGUCAUCGCCUCAAUUUUUUGA